AUGAAAUCGAUUAUCCUCUUGUCUUUGUUGGCUACUAUCGUCACGGUACUAUCAUUACAUAGUGUUAGCGGAGCUCCAGCAAAAUCAAAACGUGCCGCGAAUAACAGUAGUGCUAUACAAAAACAUCCAGUUUCGCCAAUUCGUAAACCUCACACACAGCAAACAGCAAUAUCAGGAAAAAUUACAUCAAAUCUCGGAACUCAUCCACAACAGAUCAAAAAGUCAGCAAAAUCUUUGCCCGUACGAAAUGUUCGUACGGUUUCUGGUGGUGCUUCGUCAAAAGCAAAAACUACUAGACGGGCUACAUCUCGAACCACUACUACACCCAAAACGAGAACGACUACAAGAAGACGUGCGCCAGUGACUCGUAAGAAACGUUUAUCUUCGUGGGAAUGGGAAUGA
Messenger RNA from Rotaria socialis, 402 nucleotides. Lineage: Eukaryota; Metazoa; Rotifera; Eurotatoria; Philodinida; Philodinidae. The record is from the annotation of a GenBank genome assembly.